This is a messenger RNA of Talaromyces rugulosus, 1086 nucleotides long. RefSeq lists its product as uncharacterized. The transcript is spliced from 3 exons. Lineage: Eukaryota; Fungi; Ascomycota; Eurotiomycetes; Eurotiales; Trichocomaceae. Gene Ontology annotation, molecular function: hydrolase activity. The coding region runs from base 1 to 1086 and encodes 361 amino acids. The record is from RefSeq and is a predicted model, not a curated record.
AUGGCCGACUUCUCUGAGUUUAAGGGUCCCAGUGCAGAAUGGCUUGUUCUGGAUCCAGAUAUACCUCCAAGGUCCGAUCUCUCAGUCGAAGAGCUGAAACGUGUCACGAAUGACAACCGGGAGGAGUCUGCGGCGCAAGCCAUGGUCAACGAAGGCCUUAGACGAAAAGUUCAAAUCCAAGACUACAGCAUUAUUGCUCGGGAUGGAGAACCCCUUCAAGGACGUAGCUAUCGCCCAGCUGGAGUCCCUUUAUCCCAGCCGCUUCCAGUUUAUAUUCAUCUCCAUGGUGGGGGCCAUCUUUUCGGGACCCUCGCAUCUGAGGACGCCACUUGUUCUCGCAUCGUUGCUUCUGUCACUGAGAAAGGCGUGCCACUCGUCGUAUUCAACAUCAACUACCGCCACACCCCAGAGCACCGCUACCCAACAGGCUGGAAUGAUGUUGAAGAUGCCUUCGUCUGGGUACAUGAAAACAUUGUCGAGAUUGCUGGCCUCGUUGACCAAAUCGCAGUGGGCGGUAUUUCAGCUGGAGCCCAGCUAGCCGCAUCCUUGACACUUUCGCAGCUCCACGGUGAGAAUAAGCGGCUGUCUGCCUGUCCAAAAAUACAGGGACAGGUGUUGAUGAUCCCCUGGCUUGUGCAGAUGGACUCGUACGCUCCUCGGCAAGAGAUGUUGCGCAGUCCUGAAUUAUCAAGUCUUGUGCAGUGUGCCAGGGCACCAAUUCUACCCACCAGCCAAAUUCAGCUGUUCAGCUCACUUCUUGGUGUCGACGGACUCGACUAUGCUGCCAAUUAUCGCAAACUAAACCCUGGAAACGCAACUGCAGAGGAAGUGAAGGAUCUGCCUCCCACGGCCUUUGGAGUCGCGGGCAAUGAUCCGCUCCGCGAUGAGGGUCUCUUCUAUGCAAAACUCCUUAGUGAGAAUGGGGUUCCAACCAAUAUCAACGUCUUUCGUGGACUACCUCAUGGAUUCAGACGCUUUGGACACCGACUGGCAGCCAGUAAAAGGUGGGACAAUGUCAUGAGUGACGCUAUUAUCUGGGCACUGAGCAAGCCCUCUGCUAAUUUUUUCGAGAUAAAAGCGGAUUGA